AUGGAAAAUCAGUCUGAUCCAUCCCUUGGCAAUUUUUCUAUGAGCCUAGAACAACUAAAUUUUGCAGAACUGUUCAUAUGGAAUGGAACUAGCCCCUCUUGGCGUAGUGGUCCACAGAAUGGCCAAGGCCUUGCAACAGUCCUCAGGAUGAGUUCCGAGUAUGAUAAUGGUGCUGAAGAGAUGGUUGUUAGCUUAUCAAAUGGGUCUGAUAUCAAAGAGAUGGUUGCAAUGGCUACAAACAACUUUCAAUUCACCAAUAAACUUGGGCAAGGCGAUUUUGGUCCUGUCUACAAGGGAACACUCCAAGAUGGUCAGGAUAUAGCAGUUAAGAGAUUAUCUAGAGCAUCUGGACAAGGACAAGAGGAAUUCAUGAAUGAGAUGAUUGUCAUUUCCAGGCUUCAACAUCAUUUUGGUAUGGCUAGAAUUUUCAAAAGAAGUGAAGAUCAAGCUAACACAAGAAGAGUUGUUGGAACCUAUGGCUAUAUGUCUCCAGAAUAUGCUAUCAAAGGAUUAUUUUCAGAGAAAUCAGAUGUGUUUCGCUUUGGAGUUUUACUAUUAGAGAUUAUAAGUGGAAGAAGAAACUCAAGCUUUUCUAAUAAUGAGCACUCUCCUAGCCUUCUGGGAUUUGCAUGGAAAUUAUGGAAUGAAGGAAACAUUGUAAAGCUAAUAGACCCAGAAACAUCUAAUCAAAACCAGGAGAAGGAUAUAUUAGGGUGCAUACACAUAGGACUUCUAUGUGUACAAGACCUUGCAAUAGAGAGGCCAAGUAUGAGCACUGUAGUUUCUAUGCUUAACAGUGAGAUUGUCAAUCUUCCUCCUCCAAGGCAACCUGCGUUCAUCCAAUGGCAGAAUAAGGAUUCCAUCUGA
Molecule: messenger RNA, 867 nt
Organism: Neltuma alba
Lineage: Eukaryota; Viridiplantae; Streptophyta; Magnoliopsida; Fabales; Fabaceae
Product: G-type lectin S-receptor-like serine/threonine-protein kinase At1g11300
Exons: 7
Coding region: 1-867 (288 amino acids)
Biological process (GO): protein phosphorylation
Cellular component (GO): plasma membrane
Molecular function (GO): protein serine/threonine kinase activity; ATP binding
Source: RefSeq, a predicted model, not a curated record